Bipolaris sorokiniana ND90Pr is the source of this 1509-nucleotide messenger RNA. RefSeq lists its product as uncharacterized. The record is from RefSeq and is a predicted model, not a curated record. The transcript has 3 exons. The coding region runs from base 303 to 1382 and encodes 359 amino acids. Lineage: Eukaryota; Fungi; Ascomycota; Dothideomycetes; Pleosporales; Pleosporaceae.
UGUACCUACACCUAGCCUAAAGACGAUAUUGUAGUAGCAGCUUUGUCGCCACACUGACGAGGUCCGGAGCGGGAGGCUUUUCGGGUAUUUAGUCCGUCACAAAACACGACAGAGUAGGUUUGGCCUCGUUUGUUUGCUGCUCUGCUCCACCGCGGCUGCGUCGUCGCUUGGCCUACUCGUCGCUGUGCCCAGUCCCUCUUCCUCUUCUCCAAUAUACCACUCUCAGUCUUGGUGGUGCAUGGCUUGGUGAUACAACGCCCACACUCGUCUUCCUGUCUGUAUCUUGUUACCUUCCUCUCGCCAUGGAAAAAUACAGCCAAUUUCGCGACAAAGGCACUGCAAUUGCGCCUUUCCUCCCCGUGCCACCCCCGCCGGUCGGCAUCCUCUGGCAUCCGAUAUACCUCUUCCUCUUCUGCGUCCGCACGCCUUUCGUCAUUGCCUUUUCACUUUUGUACUUCUUUGGCCUCGAGUUCACACCUGUGGGCAGAAGGCUGAAAUAUGUGGUACUGUGGCUGAUGCUAGGAAUUCUGGGAGUGUGGUGGGUGGACUUGCAGGUUGAUGGGGUCAAGAGAGGACAACUAAACUCAGCCAAAAACCAUCUGCCUAAGGCUGGCACCAUUGUCGCUUCAUCCUUUACUUCGCCUCUCGACCCGCUCUACCUUGCGGGCAUCUUCCAGCCAAUCUUCACAAAGUCCUAUCCGCACCUCCGCAAGGUCGAGCGCAUAACCCUUUUCCGCGCCAUCUUGCUUGCCUUCUCGCCGCCUUCCUUGAGUCCACACGAUCCGUCCAAGCUCGUCACGCUCAAACAACUCAUUAGCGAAAACCCCGACAGGAUCAUAUGUGUCUUCCCAGAGACUACUACAACAAACGGAAGGGGCAUUAUACCGCUGUGUCCUAGUCUGCUAAGCGCCGAUGGUAAAACCAAAAUCUAUCCUGUCAACCUCAGGUACACACCGCAGGAUGUGACCACCCCUGUUCCUGGUGGUUAUUUCUCUUGGUUCUGGCGUCUUCUCAGCAAGCCAUCGCACCAAAUGCGUGUCCGUAUCGCCUCGCGUGUGUAUAAUAGCACAAAUCAAGACUCUCCAGCAAAAGCAACAUCGGAUUUGCAUAAGAGCAAGGCAACGGCUAGUGGCUAUGACGCAAACAUUUUUGAACACCCCGAUUUCAAAGACGGAUUCAUUGGGACAAAUGGCGGGGUUGGAGAUGGCAUGGAUGUUGAUGCUGGUGGUGCCGAUAACGGCCAUGAAAUCAGUCCUGAAGAACAAAAGGUGCUCGAGCGGGUUGCUGAGGAUCUUGCGCGCUUAGGUAGAGUAAAGAGGGUGGGUCUAGGUGUUGAAACGAAGGUUGAGUUUCUGAAGGUGUGGGGUAGUCGAAGGAGAUGAAGAGACCAGUCAUCACCUGGUGAACGGGUAAUUUAUUCUAAAUAUCCGAUGUAUAGUGAUAUGUGGAUUAGAUCGAGCUUGGUAGCGUUGUACUUGCACAUCACAGUUCUAAUAUCAUCAACAUGUU